Messenger RNA from Hymenoscyphus albidus, 1359 nucleotides. The record is from the annotation of a GenBank genome assembly. NCBI's taxonomy places the organism in Eukaryota, Fungi, Ascomycota, Leotiomycetes, Helotiales, Helotiaceae.
GUCACUGUACUCGUACAUCGCGAGCUCAGCCCAGUUGUCGCGAAGUGAAUACCAACGCAACUUUCUCUUCUUUCCUUCCUACACUCCUCGAUACACUCAUUCAAAAUAUUUCCACGCAGCAGUUCGUCGACACCAACUCAUGCCUCCCUCGUGAUCACAACCACAACCACUUAAUCUUAGUACCAGCCGCGAACAACACUGCCAACCAUAAUGUCGUCGAUGCACCUCUCACAACUGCGGAAAUGGAUGUUGGAAUCGCCACCGGUCGAAUGGGGUUUGCAGAGGUUGCGACAGAUUCUUAUUGGUGCUCUACGGCAAGGGCGCAUACCAAAACAUAUUGCAUUUGUGAUGGAUGGGAAUAGAAGAUUUGCCAGAAGUCACCAGAUAGAAACAGUAGAAGGACACAACUUGGGAUUCGAAGCUCUGGCAAGGGUGCGCACUGCUCCCCUCCCUUGCGAACUGCUUGAUACUAAUCGGUCCAACUUAGAUCUUGGAAGUAUGUUACAAAUCCGGCGUCAAGGUAGUCACUGUCUACGCCUUUAGUAUUGAGAACUUCAAACGAUCAAAAUAUGAGGUGGACGCUCUGAUGGAAAUGGCAAAGAUCAAACUCAACCAGCUGUCACAACAUGGCCAACUGCUUGAGAGAUAUGGUGCUUGUAUACGUGUCUUGGGGCAGAGAGAUUUGGUCAAGCCAGAUGUGUUGAAGGCCGUUGAUCGGGCUGUGGAGUUGACAAAAAACAAUGGAGAGUCAGUUGCUCAAAGCCUGCAUAACAUGUCGAUUUCUAACCGAGCUACAGUUGUUUUUUGAAUAUUUGCUUUCCCUAUACCUCCCGGGAGGAAAUCACAACCGCUAUCAAGACCACGGUGGAAGACUAUUCCAAACCUAUGUCUACUCAACCACCGCCAUUUUCUCAAACCACCAUCUCACAAAAGAUUGAAUCAAGGGAUCUCAGCACCUCUCCACUUCGUGCAACUUCUCCCACGCCUUCAAAUACUUCCGAUAUUGAUGGAUCGGUAUCAUCCACUACCACUCUGAACUUAGACUCCCCCAAUGGUGGACGAGAAGGAUCGAUGUAUCCCGACCCAGAAACGAUUACAUCGGAAACGAUUGAGGAUCGUCUCCUCACCGCUGGGGAUCCCCCUCUAGAUUUACUGAUCAGGACCAGCGGCGUGAAGAGGCUAAGUGAUUUUAUGCUUUGGCAGUGUCACGAAGGAACAGAGCUUGUCUUUUUAGAUUGCUUAUGGCCAGACUUUGAUCUUUGGCAGUUUUUGCCAGUGCUUCUGGAGUGGCAGUGGAAACAGAAAUAUAUCGAGGAAAAGGUGCCGACGACGGGCACGGAUAAAGUAAAGCUGCGGUAG